UCGGCGUGGCGUCUUUUCGGCUUCUAUUAAACCUCCUCGUUCCCUUUGUCACACCACGGAGACUUCUCCCAUAUAAUUUGUUUACAAGGAAGGAAAAUAAUGACAGUUCGUGUGGAUUUUGAUUUGGAGAUGAGAGAAGCUAAAGCCACUAGCUAAUUAGGAUUAGCAGCAAUGGUUCGAGACUGGUCGUCUCCUUGGCCGUCAUUUAUGUCGCCGGGCGCUCGCCUUUAAUAUGACCUGCAUGCGUAAUCCCAAUUAAUUCCCUCUCAGUAGAGCAAGGAAUCGAGGAUGGGGGGUUACAUGGUGCGUUAGUCAGAAGAAUGGCUCAGAGAGUUUGAGAGUAAAGAAUGGCUAUAUAGGGAGAUAGAAGAAUCAAAUCGUUUGCCUUAGUCCUCACGCAUCAACGACUCCACGUCUCUCACACUUCACAGUCGCUGUUGCUCUGUUCCAUGUAAACCUUCUCCGUUAAACCUUCCUUAAACCCACGCCAUCUCCCUAUAAAUUAGAGCUCGGCCCGACUCCCUUGCCCUGUCAUAGUCGACGAGUUCCUUUCGGAUUCGCAUAAGAAGAAAUCGCUUAGGAGCCGAAGCGAAGGCCAAACGGGGAAAUGCAAAGAGGAGAAGAGCAGAACAGAGCACGCGUUGCCUCCGACGACGAUCCACAUGAAGCAACAUGGGUGCCGGGGCCCAUUAUUAUCGGCGCGGGACCCUCCGGUCUCGCCGUCGCCGCCUGCCUCGCCGAUGUUGGCAUCCCCUGCACCGUGCUCGAGAAGGCCAGUUGCGUGGCCUCGCUGUGGCAACAUCGCACCUAUGACCGACUGCGUCUCCACCUCCCCAAGGAGUUCUGCGAGCUUCCGAUGCUGGGUUUCCCGGAGGGCUUCCCCAAGUACCCCUCCAAGAAGCAGUUCCUCUGUUACCUGGAGUCAUACGCCGACGCAUUUGGCAUCCGGCCGCGGUUCUGCACCGAGGUGGUCGCCGCGGAGUUCGACCCAGCCGUCGGGGCGUGGAGGGUUCGGGUGCGAGGCGGCGGGGAGUUGGCGAGCAGGUGGCUGGUGGUGGCGACGGGCGAGAACGCGGAGCCCGUGGUGCCGGAGUUCCCGGGCAUGGAGCGAUUUCAAGGCCGCGUCGUCCACACCUGCGCUUACAAGUCCGGCGCCUACUUCGUGGGGGAGAAGGUCCUGGUCGUGGGCUGCGGGAAUUCCGGCAUGGAGGUGAGCUUGGACCUCUGCCGCCACAGCGCCAAACCUUACAUGGUCGUCAGGAACACCGUUCAUGUGCUGCCGCGGGAGAUGAUGGGGAUGUCGACGUUCGGAGUGACAAUGGCGCUCCUGCGGUGGCUGCCCCUGCGGCUGGUGGACCAGUUUUUGUGCACGGUGGCCCAUCUCAUGCUCGGCGACACUGACAGGCUCGGCCUCCGAAGGCCUAAGACAGGCCCCAUCGCCCUCAAAAACCUCACUGGCAAGACCCCGGUCCUCGACGUGGGCGCCCUUGCCCAAAUCAAAAGCGGUAGCAUUAAGGUGACGCGAGGUGUGAAGGAGAUCACUCGGAGGGGAGCCAAGUUCGUGGAUGGAACAGAGGAACAGUUCGACUCGGUUGUCCUGGCCACGGGUUACAGGAGCAACGUGCCUUCGUGGCUCAAGGGUGGUCAGAGUCUGUUCGCCGAGGAGGGCAUGGCCAAGGAUCCUUUCCCUGGCGGAUGGAAAGGCCAGGAUGGACUCUACUGCGUCGGCUUCACCAAGCGUGGCCUUCUCGGUGCCGCCCAUGACGCUCGCAAUAUCGCCAGGGACAUCCUUCUCCGCUGGAAUAAGCAUAAGGACUCGUGAUCGGAAGCAAGCAAUUAAACGCAAGGGCAAUCGAUCGACUGCAUGCUAUUCCUCUCUUCUUGUACAUCGCCCAUUUUGCCUCGGGUUUAAUUUUCUUCCUCCCGCCUCAGACUGUGGUGGACCAUAUGUAAAAUUUCACAUUUGGGUAUAGAAUGGAGAAAGUCUGCUCUUUACUGUUAA
Molecule: messenger RNA, 2002 nt
Organism: Zingiber officinale
Lineage: Eukaryota; Viridiplantae; Streptophyta; Magnoliopsida; Zingiberales; Zingiberaceae
Product: indole-3-pyruvate monooxygenase YUCCA1-like
Exons: 4
Coding region: 608-1822 (404 amino acids)
Biological process (GO): auxin biosynthetic process
Molecular function (GO): N,N-dimethylaniline monooxygenase activity; NADP binding; flavin adenine dinucleotide binding
Source: RefSeq, a predicted model, not a curated record